CCUACGGGUUUCACAGUUGAGCAGAUAAAAAAGGGUACGCUCUCUUUCUCUCUCUCUCUCUUCCUCAUUUGGAUCCCCAAAUCUAGGGUUCUAUAAAUCAGGAUUUGCAAGAUGGAGAGCAUCCAAAGCUUUUGGCAAUUGGGUGAUGAGCUCCGAGGACAAUCAAAAGUCUCAGAGGAUCAUAAGUGGUUAAUGGCUGCCUCGAAAUUGGCUGAGCAGACAAGGUCAAAGGGGGAACGCAUGAAUAAUCUUGAUCUUUCAAAAGGUCUGUCAGAAUUAAGGCCAAGGGAGAAGAUUGGGUUUCAGGAAGAUAAUAAAUUUGAAAGCCUUAACUUUAAUAUGUUGAACUUGGAAUCUAAGAUGGCUGAAAAUGUGGGCAAAGGUUCUUUCAGAAGUGGAGUUUACAAUAUGAAUGCAGUGUACCAGAAAACCAACUUAAAUGGUAUUGGAAAUCUUACUGGUAGCAAGUAUAGCGGUAACAAUCAGAAUACCAAAGACCCCAACAACAACAGCAAUAACAACAUUAACAACAUUGAGAACAGUGCAAAUAAUGCUGUUGACAAAAGGUUCAAGACUCUGCCUGCAACAGAGACGCUUCCACGGAAUGAGGUUCUUGGAGGAUACAUCUUUGUCUGUAACAAUGACACUAUGCAGGAAGAUUUGAAGCGCCAGCUAUUUGGUUUACCUCCAAGAUAUAGAGAUUCUGUUCGGGCAAUAACACCUGGCUUACCUCUCUUUCUUUACAACUACACAACUCACCAGUUGCAUGGUAUAUUUGAGGCAGCUAGUUUUGGGGGUUCUAACAUUGAUCCUACUGCUUGGGAAGACAAAAAAUGUAAAGGCGAGUCGAGGUUUCCUGCUCAGGUGAGGAUCCGUGUUAGAAAGCUCUGCAAGGCAUUGGAAGAGGAUGCUUUUAGGCCAGUGUUGCACCAUUAUGAUGGCCCAAAGUUCCGUCUUGAGCUCUCAGUUCCUGAGACCCUGGAUCUAUUGGACCUUUGUGAACAAGCAGGCUCUCCAGCUUAAGCAAAUUGCUAUCUGGAUAAUGACAAUGUUAGCUGCCUGCUUUUUCUGCAGAUUUUCCGUAGAGCGUAAGCUUGGGGUUUAUGUGUGUUGGGUGAAAUGUUAUUGAGAAAAGUAGGGAUGGAUGGCAUGUAAGCCAGCUGAAUAAAAUGCAUUUGUGUCUUGUGAAGGUACACUUUAAAAAGCCUUGGUGACAGCAUGUUCUAUAGUACCUGUUAUGUUAUAGACAGACGUCCAAGAUGUAAAAGAGAACGAUAUAGCCUAGCCUUGUGUAAUGAUCAAGUCUUCAAAAGAGGAAGGCCUUUGAUGUGUCUUUAUUUUUAUGCUUGUAAAGUGCGUGUGUGACACUUGUGUGUGUUAUGUUGAGGAUCCACGUGGAGUUAAAUUUCAAGUGUUAUUAAAUUCUUAAAUUUUACGA
Manihot esculenta (cassava) is the source of this 1438-nucleotide messenger RNA. RefSeq names its product B2 protein. NCBI's taxonomy places the organism in Eukaryota, Viridiplantae, Streptophyta, Magnoliopsida, Malpighiales, Euphorbiaceae. The record is from RefSeq and is a predicted model, not a curated record. The transcript is spliced from 6 exons. Gene Ontology annotation, biological process: response to endoplasmic reticulum stress. Bases 112 to 1023 code for a protein of 303 amino acids.